This is a messenger RNA of Notechis scutatus (mainland tiger snake), 630 nucleotides long. The record is from RefSeq and is a predicted model, not a curated record. NCBI's taxonomy places the organism in Eukaryota, Metazoa, Chordata, Lepidosauria, Squamata, Elapidae.
AUGGCAAAAGGCGACAUCGCCCUCACCGACGUCCUUGCAGACGCCACUGCAGCCGAGGCGACCCAGAAAUCGGCGGCUCGAAUGCGGAGGCCCGAGGCCGGGGACCGCAACGCGACCAAGACGCACUCCGAACAGGAAACCAGGCCCAGCCCUCCUGCCGCCCCAAUCCUGGAAUGGGAAACCCCUAGGGGACCAUGGUCCAGGAUUCACAUAGAUUUUGCCGGGCCCACGAAAGGCCACACUUUCCUCAUCACGGUAGACGCUUACUCCAACUGGUUGGAGGUAAGCAACAUGAGGACUACCACCACGGAGGCCGUCACCAAGGAACUCAGCAAACUAUUUGCAACCCACGGCCUCCCAGACGUCAUCGUAUCCGACAAUGGGCCCCAAUUUACCUCGCUGGAAUUUGAAAAAUUCCUAGCGGAGCGGGGGAUACGACACGCGUUGACAGCGCUGGCACAUCCGGCGGCGAACGGGAGGGCGGAACGGAUGGUUCAAUUUACAAAAAAAACUAUCCAAAAGAUAGAAAACGGGGAAAUCCAAGAGAAAAUAAACAAAAUGCUUUUCAUACAACACAUAACCCCGAAUACAACAACCAAUAAAAGCCCGGCAGAACUACUGAUGGGGAGA